Benincasa hispida (wax gourd) is the source of this 1900-nucleotide messenger RNA. RefSeq names its product cytochrome P450 84A1-like. Gene Ontology annotation, molecular function: oxidoreductase activity, acting on paired donors, with incorporation or reduction of molecular oxygen; heme binding; monooxygenase activity. The record is from RefSeq and is a predicted model, not a curated record. NCBI's taxonomy places the organism in Eukaryota, Viridiplantae, Streptophyta, Magnoliopsida, Cucurbitales, Cucurbitaceae.
AAAUAUCCCCUUUUAACUUAGCAACAAUACAAUAUCUCUCUGUUUCAAACUCCAUAUGGAUUCUCAAUAUUCUCUUCUUCAACCUCUCAAUAUGCUUUUCUUUUUCACACUUCCUCUUCUGUUUCUUCUUACACUGCUUUUCCCACCUUUCCGGCGAAAACUACCCUUACCACCCGGCCCAAAAGGCCUCCCCUUCAUCGGUAACAUGCUGAUGAUGGAUCAGCUCACCCAUCGUGGACUCGCCCGUCUCGCCGCCCGCUACGGCGGAAUCUUCCAUAUGCGCAUGGGCUUCCUUCACAUGGUUACCGUCUCCAACCCCGAUAUCGCACGCCAAGUUCUUCAGGUACAUGAUGGUAUUUGUUCUAACCGUCCUGCCACCAUUGCCAUAGCUUACUUAACAUACAACCGUGCCGACAUGGCUUUCGCUCAUUACGGCCCAUUCUGGCGGCAGAUGCGUAAGCUUUGCGUCAUGAAAUUAUUCAGCCGGAAGCGAGCUGAAUCGUGGGAGUCUGUUCGAGAUGAGGUGGACAACACCAUUGGAAAAGUUGCUGUCCGGACAGGAACCGCCGUGAACAUCGGGGAGCUAGUGUUUGAGCUGACAAGAGAUAUUAUUUAUAGAGCCGCUUUUGGAACUAGCGCGGAGCAAGGUCAAGACGAGUUUAUAAGAAUCUUGCAAGAAUUCUCUCAACUUUUCGGAGCUUUCAAUAUCACGGAUUUUAUUCCGAUGCUCGGUUGGAUUGACCCUCAAGGCUUAAACAACAGGCUUGUGAAGGCUCGUCGAUCGCUCGAUAAAUUUAUCGACUCCAUAAUCGACGAUCACACAAAUAGAAAAAAAACCACAUCUAAAUUACCAAAUUACGUCAAAGACCAUGAGAUUGAUAGUGAUAUGGUGGAUGAGUUACUGGCUUUUUACAGUGAGGAUUCAACAGCAUCAAAUACAUCGGAGGAUCUACAAAAUAAUUUCAAACUCAACCGUGACAACAUCAAAGCUAUCAUCAUGGAUGUUAUGUUUGGUGGAACGGAGACGGUAGCGUCGGCGAUAGAGUGGGCCAUGUCGGAGCUAAUGAGAAGCCCAGAAGAUUUAAAGAAGGCCCAGCAAGAACUCGCCCAAGUCGUUGGUCUCGAACGACGUGUCGAAGAAUCCGACUUCGAGAAUUUGACCUUUUUCAAAUGCUGCCUCAAAGAGACUCUUCGCCUGCACCCGCCGAUCCCGCUCCUCCUCCACGAGACAGCGGAGGAUGCGGUGGUCGCUGGCUACUUCAUUCCGGCGAAAUCUCGGGUCAUGGUGAACGCGUGGGCCAUCGGGAGGGAUCCGGCGUCAUGGGACGACGCCGAAACAUUCCGGCCGGCGAGGUUUCUGGAACAGGGAGUCCCGGAUUUUAAAGGGAACAAUUUCGAGUUCAUUCCGUUCGGGUCGGGUCGUCGAUCUUGCCCCGGAAUGCAAUUGGGUUUGUACGGACUUGAGAUGGCGGUGGCCCACUUGUUGCACUGUUUCAAUUGGGAACUGCCCGACGGGAUGAAGCCAAGCGAAAUGGACAUGACCGAUUCCUUCGGGCUCACCGCUCCGAGAGCGACCCGGCUUGUGGCGGUGCCCACGAAACGGGUUCUGUGUCCACUUCCGUGAAGGACAAUUUAGGAAUGGAAUCUUUUAUUUUAAUUACCAAAACUAUUAAUAAUAAUUAUAAGAAAACCAAAAACAAAAACAAUAAUAAAGGAAUGAGCAAAAAUCACAUUUGAAAAUCAAGCUGGGUUUGAUGAUUGUGUAUAUGGAUGUAAAAAUGUCCAUUUCAAUCUUUUUUUUCUUUUUUUUUUUUCAUUUUAAUCAACCAGUAAUUGUAUUUUGCGUUUAUGGACUCCUUUUUUAUCCUUUGAAUAAAUUGAAAAUGAUUAAUUGGUUUUU